GUCUGCAUAGCAUGGCUCCCUGCAGAAACUCUAACAGGCUCGUGCUUGGAGCUCAAGGGCAGUUUCAGGUUCUUGAGAUUAACACAAGAGAAAAAAAACACGUUCGGACACAAGAACUGAAGGAGAAGAAGAAGGUUGAAGAGUUGGAAAGGAGGUGGAUCGUAUCAAACUUGAGCUAACCAGGAAAAAAGAGGAAGAGAUGGGGGAGCUGAGACUCAAACAUAAGAACGAACUUGACAAAGUGAGAGCAGAUCAUCGGGAGAAAAAGACGAUGCAAGCAAGCCGGACGAAGCAUUUAGAGGAUGAGGUAAAAGUUCUCAAGUGCAAGAGCAUGGCAAUGGGAGAGAGUCUUGCAAUUGCAGAAAGGAGGAAUGGAGAGCUGGAGUCCGAGAGGGCAGAACUUGCAGAGGAAAUCCAACGUCUGCACGGUGAGGUGCGAAACCUCAAAGUACAGAAGGCAGCACUGGAGGAAAGGCUUGAAGAGUCCACUAUAAAGCUUCAGGAGUUGGAGCUAAAGAGAAUGGCCCUAAUUAAAGAUUUCAGCGAAAGAAUCAAUCAAAUGCAACAGCGACUGGAAAAUGAAGUUGCUGCACGCACAACACGAGUGUAUUCUCUGACGGAGCUCAAGGAAGCUACAAACGACUUCAACAUGAAUGUGGAAAGUGGUGAUGUACAUCACUAUGAUUCCGUUUACUCUGGAAAACUCCACGAUGGUACGCCUAUUAUGGUGAAGAAGGUGAGGGAUACAAACAUGCAGAGGAUUGCUAACGCAGAGCUCAAGGACAAAGUGGUGGACAGGUUGAGCAUCCUGCAGCAUCCCAAUUUGUUGAGGCUGUUGGGAGUUUGUUAUGAAGAGAAUUGUUUGGUGUACGAGGACAUGGCGACCGGAAGUCUGAAGCAGUGGAUUUCAGCUGUAUCCUUCCUCCACUCUAACCAGCUGGACAAUGGCAGUCCCAUCAUCCACGGUGCCAUCAAACCAGCAAACGUACUUCUCGAUCACAAUUUUGUGGCGAAGCUCUGUGGGGUUGACCGGGCUCUCCUUGUGUCCCAACAGCCUUACCGAGGGCAGGCCUCAGAAGAUUCUUUUCGUGCUUUCCUUGGAAGCAAUUCUCCAUACAUGGCACCCGAAUAUCUGCGGUCUGGGGUUUGCAGUGAGAAGACGGACAUCUAUGCGCUGGGUGUCACACUUUUGGAGGUUCUCACUGGGAAUUUCUGGAAUGCACUCGGAAUCAUCGAAGAUGCCAUGGAAGAUGGUGCAGUGCUUGAAAAUGCUCUUGAUCCCAAUGCAGGCUGUUGGGAUGUCGCUCUGGCUCGGGAGGUGGCAGGCUUGGGGCUGCGCUGUACGAGCCUGGACAAGCGGAAUCGUCCAGACAUGAUGACAAUUGACAUUGGCAUUGUAUCUACAUUGAACAGAAUUGCGGGAAAAGUGGAGCUUGCCACAGCAGCUGAAGGUGGAUAGAGAAAGCAGAUCAAUGAUGGGCCACAUAUUACACAGUGGGGUAAGGUUUCCUCAUACAAGG
Messenger RNA from Chara braunii, 1520 nucleotides. The record is from the annotation of a GenBank genome assembly. NCBI's taxonomy places the organism in Eukaryota, Viridiplantae, Streptophyta, Charophyceae, Charales, Characeae.